Messenger RNA from Ilyonectria robusta, 882 nucleotides. Its product is annotated as acyl-CoA N-acyltransferase. Gene Ontology annotation, molecular function: acyltransferase activity, transferring groups other than amino-acyl groups. The record is from RefSeq and is a predicted model, not a curated record. Lineage: Eukaryota; Fungi; Ascomycota; Sordariomycetes; Hypocreales; Nectriaceae. The coding region runs from base 112 to 753 and encodes 213 amino acids. The transcript is spliced from 2 exons.
CUCCUGCGUGACCCCGCACGAGCAUUGGUGCAUUCCCAAACACAUCUCAGCCACAGUCGGAAUUAUCUUUACACCACCAGCUCGAAACUCGGCCACGACAUCAAAGCUUCAAUGCCUAUUACCUUACGUGAUGCAACUCCACAGGAUAUUCCUGCCAUCGCUACGAUCUGCACCGCGGCAUUUCAUCCGACAACAGAUGUAAUAACUCGAACGCUAUUCCCUCCACAUUUGAAAGCGAGCGAUGCCGGGGACGAUGAAGCCGCGUAUUCAUGGCGGGCAGCUCGAAAGUCACACAGCAUGGAGUCGAAGCGGAACAUAAUGAUGGUUGCUGUGGAUGGUGACUUGAAUGGAGAAAUUGUGGGAUUUGCGCUUUGGGAAUCCCCAGUCAAUCCCGAAGAUCCGCUUCAAACAGCACCCGCGUACCCAGAACCUCCUACUGCUUUGGAUCAGGCAGCGUAUGCAGAGCUGCGCUCAGUUGCGUCUGCCGACGCAAAAGAAACAUUUGGAGAACGAGAAACGAGAGAUGCCUGGCAUCUUGACUAUAUUGGCAUCGAUCCAAAACACCAACGAAGAGGUAUUGGCAAAAUGCUGGUCGAUUGGGGUGUAAAGCGUGCGGCAAGUGAAGGUAGGGAUUGCUAUCUGAUCGCAACCCCUGCUGGCCGUCCGUUGUACUUGGCAUUUCAGUUUGAAGACAUCAGAACAGUCGAUAUCUUUGGUGUUCCACACUAUUCAAUGAUUCUUAGACAAGCUUAAAAGAGUAUCUAAAUACUACACUUGAGAUAAUGUGCCAAUGAGGAGCAGGUGAUCAUGAGCAUUACGCACAGUAUAUAGCUCAAUGCUCCCACUCAGAUAAGGGGUGAUUGUAUCGUGCAUAUGAAAAGG